AUGAUGCAGCAGCGGGGACUGUCUCCUUUCUCAACAGCAGCAGCAGCACGAGGAGCAGCAGCAACAGCAGACGAGAUCAAUAGAAACAGCAGCAGCAGCAGCAGCAGCAGCAGCAGCAGCAGCAGCAGCAGCAGCAGCAGCAGCAGCAGUGCUGCUGCAGGGAGAGGCUCCUGCAGCUCCAGAGGCGGCAGGCCCUCCCUUACCCGCAACGCAUUCACCUGCAGCAAACAGCAGCAGCAGCAGCAGCAGCAGCAGCAGCAGCAGCAUGAGGAGCAGCAGCAACAGCAGACGAGAUCAAUAGAAACAGCACCAGCAGAAGCAGCAGCAGCAGCAGCAUAG
Messenger RNA from Eimeria mitis, 339 nucleotides. RefSeq lists its product as uncharacterized. Bases 1 to 339 code for a protein of 112 amino acids. The record is from RefSeq and is a predicted model, not a curated record. The transcript has 2 exons. NCBI's taxonomy places the organism in Eukaryota, Apicomplexa, Conoidasida, Eucoccidiorida, Eimeriidae.